AUGUAGAUUAACAAAUCGGAGAAGCUGGACAAGUCUGACAAUUUUGACAAUGUGAAGGUCGUUGUUCGCUGCCGGCCUUUCAAUGAACGAGAGAAAGUAAUGUGUUACAAGAUGGCCGUUAAUGUGGAUGAGAUGAGAGGCACCAUUACUGUCCAUAAAACAGACUCUUCCAAUGAACCUCCCAAGACAUUUACAUUUGAUACUGUUUUUGGGCCUGAGAGCAAGCAGCUUGAUGUUUAUAACUUAACUGCAAGACCAAUUAUAGACUCUGUUCUGGAAGGAUAUAAUGGUACCAUUUUUGCUUAUGGACAGACCGGAACAGGAAAAACUUUCACUAUGGAAGGUGUCCGUGCCGUACCAGAACUCAGGGGGAUCAUUCCAAAUUCCUUUGCUCAUAUAUUUGGGCACAUUGCAAAGGCGGAAGGAGAUACAAGGUUUUUGGUACGAGUCUCUUACUUGGAAAUUUACAAUGAGGAAGUGCGUGACCUGCUGGGGAAGGAUCAGACACAGAGGCUGGAAGUUAAAGAACGGCCUGAUGUGGGUGUCUACAUCAAAGAUCUUUCAGCUUAUGUUGUAAACAAUGCUGAUGAUAUGGAUAGAAUUAUGACACUUGGGCACAAAAACCGGUCUGUUGGUGCCACUAAUAUGAAUGAACACAGUUCCCGUUCCCACGCUAUCUUUACAAUCACAAUUGAGUGCAGCGAGAAGGGCAUCGAUGGGAAUAUACAUGUGCGCAUGGGAAAGCUGCAUCUAGUAGAUCUUGCGGGAUCAGAAAGGCAAGCAAAAACCGGAGCCACUGGGCAGCGACUAAAGGAAGCUACAAAAAUUAAUCUUUCUCUCUCCACCCUCGGGAAUGUGAUUUCUGCGUUGGUGGAUGGAAAGAGCACUCAUGUGCCUUACCGUAACUCUAAAUUGACCCGACUGUUACAAGAUUCCCUUGGGGGUAACUCCAAAACCAUGAUGUGUGCAAACAUUGGCCCUGCGGACUACAAUUAUGAUGAGACUAUUAGCACUCUGCGAUAUGCCAACCGUGCCAAGAAUAUCAAGAAUAAGGCCAGAAUCAACGAAGACCCUAAAGAUGCCUUGCUUCGCCAGUUUCAAAAAGAAAUUGAGGAGCUUAAGAAAAAGUUGGAGGAAGGGGAAGAGAUCUCGGGCUCUGAGUCAAGUGGCUCUGAAGAUGAAGAUGAAGAUGAUGAUGGGGAGAUUGGAGAGGAUGGAGAAAAGAGAAAGAAACGAAGGGGAAAGAAGAAGGUUUCCCCUGACAAGAUGAUGGAGAUGCAAGCAAAGAUUGAGGAAGAAAGGAAAGCCCUUGAAACAAAGCUUGACAUGGAAGAGGAAGAACGAAACAAAGCCAGGGCUGAACUUGAGAAGCGGGAGAAGGACCUGCUAAAAGCACAGCAAGAACAUCAGUCUCUCCUGGAGAAGUUAUCAGCCCUGGAGAAGAAAGUGAUAGUGGGAGGUGUGGAUUUGCUGGCAAAAGCAGAGGAACAGGAGAAGCUUCUAGAAGAAUCCAACAUGGAGCUUGAGGAACGAAGGAGAAGAGCAGAGCAGCUCCGUAAGGAGCUUGAGGAGAAAGAGCAAGAGCGUUUGGACAUAGAGGAGAAGUACACCAGCCUUCAGGAGGAAGCACAAGGGAAAACCAAGAAGCUGAAGAAAGUCUGGACAAUGCUGAUGGCUGCAAAGUCAGAGAUGGCAGAUCUGCAACAGGAACAUCAGAGAGAAAUUGAAGGCUUACUGGAGAACAUUCGACAGCUCAGCAGGGAGCUUCGUCUUCAAAUGCUCAUCAUAGACAACUUUAUACCUCAAGACUAUCAGGAAAUGAUCGAAAACUAUGUUCACUGGAAUGAAGACAUUGGAGAAUGGCAGUUGAAAUGUGUGGCAUACACCGGAAAUAACAUGAGGAAACAGACUCCCGUGCCAGAUAAAAAAGAAAAAGACCCCUUUGAGGUGGACCUUUCCCAUGUGUAUCUAGCUUACACCGAAGAAAGCUUGAGACAGUCUCUGAUGAAGCUCGAGAGACCAAGAACUUCAAAAGGAAGAUCGAGGCCCAAAACUGGCAGGAGAAAACGUUCGGCAAAGCCAGGAGCUGUGAUUGAUUCAUUGCUUCAGUAGAGAUGGUGGGAUUGCAAUAAAGAUCAGCAUAUGACUUAAUACUUGGCCAAAAUCUACAGAUUCUUAUCUCUGGAGAUCGUUGAGGAGUUUCAGGCUGUGUUGACACAGAAGUAUCUACGAAGGCCUGCAUUUGUAACAUGGGAUAC
Messenger RNA from Euleptes europaea (tarantolino), 2258 nucleotides. RefSeq names its product kinesin family member 3A (gene KIF3A). Gene Ontology annotation, molecular function: ATP binding; microtubule binding; microtubule motor activity. Gene Ontology annotation, biological process: microtubule-based movement. The record is from RefSeq and is a predicted model, not a curated record. The transcript is spliced from 16 exons. NCBI's taxonomy places the organism in Eukaryota, Metazoa, Chordata, Lepidosauria, Squamata, Sphaerodactylidae.